AUGCGUUUCUCCGUUCAGAUCAUCGCCGGUCUGGCCCUCGCCGCCAGCACCGCCAACGCAGGCCUAUACAGAAGAGCACACCAGACAUCCACCAGCAGCGAAGUGACCACUAUCCCAACCGAAACCGCCACUGUGGCCACCCCCGUCAUCGAUAAAGACACCUCCGCCACCGAGACCAGCACCACCGCAACAACCGGGAGCGACCCCACCGUCCUCUCUAGCGCGGAUGCCGCUCCCACCGAGACGACAAGCGUCCCUGUCAUCAAGCCCAGCGACGCCGCAUCCUCCUCCGACGCUGCUAGUUCCUCCGCUGCCGCCAUCACGACUGCCACGCUUCCCAAAGCUACCGGUACUGGCGACUACGUUGGUCUCGUUAGUCCCACUGAGUCGAGCAGCACUGGCAGCAGCAGCAGCAGCAGUGGCGGCCACAGCAGUGGUAGUGGUAGUGGCAGUGGCAGUGGUAGUGGCAGUAGCAGCGGCAGCGGCAGCAAGAGCGGCAGCAACAAUGACGACGGCGAAGAGACCAAAGCCACCACGUCCCGUCAUACCAGCCCUGGCUCCACCCUCGUGGUGCCUGGCCUCGCUGCCCUGGGUGGUCUUGCCGUUGGCCUGAUGGUUUUCGUUUGA
Aspergillus pseudoviridinutans is the source of this 627-nucleotide messenger RNA. RefSeq lists its product as uncharacterized. The transcript has a single exon. The record is from RefSeq and is a predicted model, not a curated record. NCBI's taxonomy places the organism in Eukaryota, Fungi, Ascomycota, Eurotiomycetes, Eurotiales, Aspergillaceae. The coding region runs from base 1 to 627 and encodes 208 amino acids.